Molecule: messenger RNA, 1797 nt
Organism: Lachancea meyersii CBS 8951
Lineage: Eukaryota; Fungi; Ascomycota; Saccharomycetes; Saccharomycetales; Saccharomycetaceae
Source: the annotation of a GenBank genome assembly
AUGGCGCGCAAAUCGAGCAAAGGACUCAAAUCUAGAGCCAGAUUCGAGCAGGAUCCACAUGGACUGAACGAAGUUGAUGAUUUCGCGGCAAAACGUGAGAAAGUGCUGCUAGACAGGGCUGGUUUGAGCAAUCAGAGUGAUGAAGACGAUGAUGAGCAUCUACUGGACGAUGACGAAGAGGAAGAAGUGCUAGGUGUGGAAAGCGAUGAGAGUGAACAAGAAAAAGAAAGUGAAGAGGAGGAGCAGUUGGACGGUGAAGCAGCGUUCAGACAAGUCUUUGGCCGCAAAAUGGACGUGGGCGCGGCCGAAGACGCAGAAGAAGGCGGUGAUGCAAUGAUCGAUAACGACACGGCGUGGGGGUCGACCAAAAGCGAGUACUACGGCGCAGAUGACCUCGACGACGACGAGACCGCCAAGGAGAUCGAGAAAGAAGCUUUGCGCCAGCAGCGUAAGCAUCUGGCCGAUCUGGACAUGAACGACUAUCUGGAUGAAGAAGUCGAGCAAGACUGGGCUCAGAGCGCUAAGAAGUAUUCUCUGGGUCAAUUCCAAGAUGCCACGAAUGCCCAAAAAUCCAGCGACACCACAUCCAAAGCUAGCGAUAUUCUGACCAUGACUUCUGAGGCCAAAGAAAAGCUUCUGCGGACGUGGUGUCCCGAGUUUUUCCCUCUGUCGAAAGAAUUGGCUCGGUGGUCCCCCGAAUUCGACCAGCUGAAGAGCCAGCCAGAGUCCUCAGAUGCUACUCGUCUUAAGAUUGCUGCUCUUUCGUCCUACUUGGGUAUCAUCUCGUCCUAUUUCGCCAUACUGUUGCAUGAGGUUCAAACGAACGAUGAGUUCAAGGGCAUGAAGGAUCAUCCUAUCAUGGAAUCCAUCUUAACGUGCAAGGAAAUCUGGAGACAGGCACAAGAACUGCCGGACAACGUCUUAGAGGAAGACCAGCAGCAACAAGAAUCUGAAGACGAAGCGGUGUCGGACCUCGAAACUUUGGACGAAGAGCUAUUGCAGUCUCAUAAGAAUUCGGAAUCCACAGAGCCCAGCGACCACGAGUCUGUCAACGAAGAUGAGGCAGGCGAUGCAUUUGAUAUCGAUAUCACCAAAUCCCGUGUCAACAAAAACAACAAAGCUGCUUUGCCAAGUGCAGAGGUUGACGAUUUUGCAGAAACUGAGACUGCAGAUGUCGAUGCGCAGGAAAAGAAAGCACGCAAGAAAACCCUGCGGUUCUACACCUCUAAGAUUGACCAACAAGAGAAUAAGAAAAUCGACCGAUACAAAGGUGACGACGAUAUUCCUUACAAGGAGAGGUUAUACGAAAGACAACAGAGACUUUUGGAAGAGGCACGUAAAAGAGGUCAAGCUGCGCCUGGUGGGGCUCAAUUGGAUGCUCAGGAGUACGAUUCCGAAGAUGAGAAGACUGCUGAAGCCAUCAAUAAAGGUUCUUCGAGCGAUUACUACAGUGCGAUCAAACAGGUCGGUGCGAACAAGAAAGAGGUCCGGAAAAAAGCCCAUAGAAACGCUGUGUUGGCGAAUAGAAGUGGUAAAUUGGCAGAACUCGCAGGCGAAAUGGACGACAACACGAAACGUGCUGUUGGUUACCAGAUAAUGAAGAAUAAAGGUCUCACGCCGCAUCGUAAGAAGGACAACCGUAACUCGCGUGUUAAGAAGAGAAAGAAGUACGACAAAGCACAAAAGAAACUCAAGUCUGUUCGCGCAGUUUACUCCGGUGGGCAAAAUGGUUCUUACGAAGGUGAAAAGACCGGUAUUAAGAAGAACCUCACGAGAUCCGUUAGAUUCAAGGACUAA